Messenger RNA from Cicer arietinum (chickpea), 1294 nucleotides. RefSeq names its product probable prolyl 4-hydroxylase 9. Gene Ontology annotation, molecular function: L-ascorbic acid binding; iron ion binding; procollagen-proline 4-dioxygenase activity. NCBI's taxonomy places the organism in Eukaryota, Viridiplantae, Streptophyta, Magnoliopsida, Fabales, Fabaceae. The record is from RefSeq and is a predicted model, not a curated record. Gene Ontology annotation, biological process: peptidyl-proline hydroxylation to 4-hydroxy-L-proline. Gene Ontology annotation, cellular component: endoplasmic reticulum.
CACGGCAAACGUAACCCAAAAAGUGGAGACGUUUAGAUUGUAACCUGUGAUCGCAUUUAAUUGAACCAAAAGCACAAUAAACUCUCCCGCCAUGGUUGCGUCCGGUAACAUGUUAUUAUUAAUUUAUUAUACACAGACAGUGACCCACGACCAUAAUUUAUUACUGUUAUCUCACCCCAAUUUCUUGUUGCGGAGGACGAUAAACAACUAAAUUACAGGGGAGCUAUGAAACCCAAAGGGAGAACCUCCAAAUUCAAAUUGGGAAUACUUAUUUUUUGUCUUUGCACCUUUUUUUUCUUUUUUGGUCUCUUUCUAUCACCUCUCCUCUUUCAGGAUUUGCUUGAGGGACCCCACUCCAAUAUACACUCCCAAUCAAUAAACAAACAAUUCGACCCUGUCCAGCAUGGUAAAUCUGGAGAACCCUCUGUUGAAUCAAUCCCAUUUCAGGUUUUAAGCUGGAGACCACGAGUAGUUUACUUUCCAAACUUUACAAGUGCAGAAAUAUGUCAACAGAUAAUCAAAAUGGCAAAGCCAAAACUUGAACCAUCACGAUUAGCUUUGAGAGAAGGAGAAGAUACUGAGAACACCAAAAGCAUAAGAACAAGUUCAGGCACAUUCAUCAGUGCAUCAGAAGACAAAUCUAACAUCUUAGACUUCAUUGAGAGGAAAAUUGCAAAGGUUACUAUGAUCCCAAGGACAUAUGGAGAAGAUUUCAAUAUAUUGAGAUAUGAAGUUGGCCAAAAAUAUGAUUCUCAUUAUGAUGCUUUCGAUCCAGCUGAAUAUGGUUAUGUGAGCCAAAGGGUUGCUUCCUUCUUAUUAUACCUAUCAAGUGUAGAAGUUGGAGGAGAAACAAUGUUCCCUUAUGAGGAUGGCUUAAAUAUGGAUUCAGAGUAUGACUACGAAAAAUGCAUUGGUUUGAAGGUGAAGCCCCAACAAGGUGAUGGACUUUUAUUUUACUCGGUGUUUCCAAAUGGGAAAAUUGACAAGAUUUCUCUACAUGGAAGUUGUCCUGUGAUAAAGGGGGAGAAAUGGGUCGCAACAAAGUGGAUUAAUGAUAAAGUACAACCCAACACUAGCUACUAGUUUUUUUUCUUUCAUGGAGGUUGCUUUUAUUAAUCCAUGUGCACAUUGCCACAUAUGCUUCAUUUUUUAUAUAUCGGUGCUAAAUAUUUUCUUAAUGAUGUAUGAAUAUUGAAUAGUUGUAAUGUUGCUCAGAUGCUAGUUUUUUUUUUGUUUUAGUUUUAUUGAUGUGUCUUGAAACCAGGCAUUUGGUGAUUUAUCCUUAUUGAUGAAA